CUUAACAUUUUCUUGUUUCAGAUAAAAGAGCAAAUCAGCUCUAACGUCGAGAAUACAACAGUUUUAUAAACACUAUUUAUAACAGCUUCAAUUAAAUCUACAAAAUACAUCAUAUAUAUAACUUAUUUCUCAAACAAAUUGACAAAGAAAUUGCCGUAAUGUAUUCCAAAGCUCUCUACAUUACAAGUCUUUUGCUAUUUAUUUUUUAUACAAGUGCACAAGAUAUUAUCUACUCCGGAGACACGACGCCUGUCGCCGAUACAACCUACACAGACGUCACUAUAACAACUUUACUGAGCACUGCAGCAUAUACAACUAUACCAACCACAGUCAUACCGCCGUGUACGCCCGCUCAACCUCUGUUUGAAGCUGGUGGUAAGGAAUUACUGCGAGCAGAUGAUACUUAUGAAUAUAUUUGUUUCCCAGUCGAUGUUCCUAUUAACAACGAAAAGGUGGAUUGCGUUUAUAUUUAUGUAAAUGGAAUGGUAAGCACCAAUCCUACAUAUGACUAUUUGGCCAAAAUUCUACAACCUUCAGAUUCAUACACGUUUGCACCUUUCUGGUCAGACAUUGAUAUUCAAUACUUCUUAGCUGAUAAUGUCAACAAGUGA
This is a messenger RNA of Octopus bimaculoides (California two-spot octopus), 611 nucleotides long. Its product is annotated as mucin-like protein. Gene Ontology annotation, biological process: cell-matrix adhesion. Gene Ontology annotation, molecular function: calcium ion binding. The record is from RefSeq and is a predicted model, not a curated record. Lineage: Eukaryota; Metazoa; Mollusca; Cephalopoda; Octopoda; Octopodidae.